Molecule: messenger RNA, 2404 nt
Organism: Saccostrea echinata
Lineage: Eukaryota; Metazoa; Mollusca; Bivalvia; Ostreida; Ostreidae
Exons: 11
Coding region: 1-2301 (766 amino acids)
Biological process (GO): protein deubiquitination
Molecular function (GO): cysteine-type deubiquitinase activity
Source: RefSeq, a predicted model, not a curated record
AUGGAUCCUUUUCAGAUUGCUUGCAAAGUUUACUCACAUAUUGUCAAACGAGCGUCUGCGAUUGCAGCUGAUACUAGAACACGAGAGGGCAUUUAUAACAAAACAGAUUCGGCUUGGCUAGACGAUCUAGUAGAUAUUGGACGAAAAUUAAAUGAUUUACAAAGAAAAAGUAAAGCUAACGAUGAAAAGGACCAAACUGCUUUAAGGAAUAUAAACAGAGAUCUUAAAAUGGUUUCACGUAAUCUAGAUAAGUGUUGUAAAGAUUUAAGAAAGGACAUUUUCUUUCUCUGGACACAGACCGAAGAAUUUCCAGAAAAGAACCGAGGAAUCCCUUCAGUGUCCUUGAAAAACUCCAGCUCAGGGAAAAUUAGUACCAAAUUGACAUUAGAGGCCAAAUCUGAUGUUGCAAUCCGCCAUCAUCUUUGGUUAAGAAAAUUAAAGGGGAAGUACAUAGUUUUAUACCCUAGUGAAGAAGCAGAAGACAAGUUUGAAUUUCAGGAAAAUGAAAACAAACUAUUUUUGACGAUUAAGAACGUUGAUUUACAGGAUGAAGGAUCCUACUUUGUUGUGGUAGAAACUGAAAAUGGUGCUACUGUUUGUCGAGAAAUUGUUCAAUUAAUUGCAGAUGCCCAGAAAGCCACAUUGGACACUGAUGAUGAACAUGACGGCAAAAAAACAAUUACAGAAACAUAUAUUAAUCAGAUUCAUAUACACCAUGGAGAAAACUUUGUCAUAGGUGAUAGCAAUACUCUGAAUAUCAAAUAUGAUGCCAAGAAUAAGGAGGAAUAUUCUGAAGAUGAUUCGUCCUGUAGCAGCGACACACCUCUUGUUGAACCCACUAACCCUGUCACAAAUCUUGAAAGGGAGCUUAGUAAUUUAGAUGUGCUAGCAAGAAAGUCCAAGUACAAGCUGAAAGUUUUGGAUGUAAGGGGAGAUGGGCAUUGUCUCUACCAUGCUUUUAGACAGGGUGUUCACACAUAUCGGCUGCCAGAUCAUCCAACAGAACUCAGAAGACAGCUAGUCAAAUAUCUUGAAUUCAAUCCAAUCACUCCUAAUGGCAUCCCAUACAAGGACUUCCUGUGUUUUCCAUUAGAUCCAGAUCAUGGGAUUCUUGAACCAGAAGACAUUGCAAUAGAGACUGUGGAAAAAGAGGAAGAUCAGAAGGAACUAAGGUGGCAGAGAUUCCUGAAAAAGAUACAAGAUGGAGAGUGGGGAGGUAGUCUGGAGAUCAUGGGACUAGCCCAGAUGUGCAAUGUCCCUGUUACUGUGCUAUCUGUGGGAAUGAACAGUUUCAGACUCAAUGAAAUUCAGUUUAAUUACACCGAUGAAACAGCACUAAAACCAACAGUUUUUAUUGGUCAUUUGAAAUUAGGAGGAAAAGGAGUACAUUUUGUUUCCUUCAGAUCUCUUCAUAAAAACGCUAUCGAACAACCAACAAGUAUGCAGCAUGGUGAGCAACGCUGGAAAACUAUACAAGAUGGCAAGGUUAUUGUUGACCACCAACUGGACAAACGGAUAGGCUGCAUAGAAAUCACAGCUAAAAAUAGGAGCAACGCGACAGGGUUCAGAGUCGGAAGCAAAUAUGUCAUGACCGCAUUCCAUGUUAUGGAGGAUCUUCUUGUUCCAUUUUGGAAGCAAGUAUAUAACAGAUUGAAUAAUGAAGAAAGACGUCCAUUGAGGUGGACUGCAGAGAAUUUGCCAGUGGAUGGCAGUUGGAAUCUUUCUAACCUCAUAUCAUCGCUAGACCCCAGAAAACUACCAUUUGCAUCCCAACACCAUGACAUUGUGAUCUUAGAAUUGUCACAGGAGAACAAUUUACCACCCCCUCUUAUACUGAAGGAUACGAACAUUCCUGGAGUAAAAUUUCAUCUCGUUGGAAAUUCAGAAGGAAUUAAAUUACAACAUGUCCCCGGAUGUCAAAUCAUCGAGGAUCAGGCAGAAUUAACUGACAUAGUGAACAGGGGCAUUGACUUCUUUACAGGUCUUGGUUAUGAAAGGGAACAAGUGGAGUUGGACUAUGCCACUUGUGUUCUCUCCCCCGAUCACAUUUUAUUCCAUAGCCCUAUGAAUAUUGUUCAUGGUGCCUCAAGUUCUCCACUUAUCGUCAUCAAAGAAAAACCCCAAGUGAUAGGAAUGCUUUUGAGGGGAUAUCCAAAACUAUACUUUAACGACAGCAGGUGUAUAGGGGCUCAUCCUGAGCUGCUGAUUGAGUCUGGAAUUUCCAUGGAAAAAGUUCAUUCCCUCCUGAAGGAACAUUCUCUAAUUCAGUUAGCAGAGGAUUUAUUUUCUCAAAAUAAAUGAAAAGACUGGCAUUGUUUAGUAACAUGUGUAUGUAUGCUGAUUCUUUCUAUAAUUCAGUUUUCUUUUUGUUUAUAAACAAAAAAGAAAUGUCUGUAAAGUAUUU